Molecule: messenger RNA, 1023 nt
Organism: Trypanosoma cruzi
Lineage: Eukaryota; Euglenozoa; Kinetoplastea; Trypanosomatida; Trypanosomatidae
Product: serine/threonine-protein phosphatase 2A, catalytic subunit, putative
Exons: 1
Coding region: 1-1023 (340 amino acids)
Biological process (GO): mitotic cell cycle; peptidyl-serine dephosphorylation
Cellular component (GO): cytosol
Molecular function (GO): protein serine/threonine phosphatase activity
Source: RefSeq, a predicted model, not a curated record
AUGGAGGGGGCGUUACCUACUGGAAUUACAAAUAAAACGAUAGCGUCACCCACAACCACAGGGACGGCAGUGGCGGUCCCCACACCACCGGGUGCGGUGGGUGAGCCUAACAGUUUCAAUGUGGAUGAAUUGAUUCAGUAUGUUUUACAGGGAAAACCAUUGAGUGAGCCACAGGUGGCGAAGCUGUGCCAGAAAGGCAAGGAGGUUCUGGAGAAGGAGGGGAAUGUUCAUACCGUGCGUGCACCCGUGACCGUAUGUGGAGAUAUACAUGGUCAAUUUCAUGAUCUGCUGGAGCUGCUGAAGAUUGGUGGUCUCCCACCUGACACGAAUUAUUUAUUUAUGGGCGACUACGUUGACCGCGGUUACUACAGUGUGGAGACAGUCACAUUGUUGUUGCUUUUUAAAAUACGAUACCCGGAGCGGGUUCAGAUUCUUCGUGGUAACCAUGAAUCACGCCAGAUUACGCAGGUCUACGGCUUUUACGAUGAGUGUGUACGCAAAUAUGGCAGCGCCAAUGUGUGGAAGUUGCUAACCGAUCUUUUUGAUUACUUGCCGCUGGCGGCGGUAGUGGAAAACGAGAUCUUUUGCCUUCACGGCGGUCUUUCUCCCACGUUGGAUAGUCUGGCGCAUAUUCGUAGCUUAGAGCGCGUCCAGGAGGUUCCACACGAGGGGCCCAUGUGCGAUUUGUUGUGGUCGGAUCCUGAGGACCGUGAUGGGUGGGGCAUCAGUCCACGUGGGGCCGGCUUUACUUUUGGCGCCGACAUCUCCGAGCAGUUUUGUCACAACAACGGCCUCAAGAUGAUUGCACGGGCACAUCAGUUGGUGACGGACGGAUACAGCUGGGCACAUAAUGAUCGUCUCGUGACGAUAUUUAGCGCACCAAAUUACUGCUACCGUUGCGGUAACCUUGCCGGAUUGCUGGAGCUCGACGAGCACAUGAAUAAAUGUUUUUUUCAGUUUGAUCCCGCCCCGCGACGAGGUGAGGCGCAGGUGUCGAAGAAAACCCCUGACUACUUUCUCUGA